Brassica rapa (field mustard) is the source of this 516-nucleotide messenger RNA. Its product is annotated as probable disease resistance protein RPP1. Gene Ontology annotation, biological process: signal transduction. Lineage: Eukaryota; Viridiplantae; Streptophyta; Magnoliopsida; Brassicales; Brassicaceae. The record is from RefSeq and is a predicted model, not a curated record.
AUGGAUCCUAAUUCUUCUCUAUCUCGCGGAUAUAUGCAUGAUGUCUUCCCCAGUUUCUGCGGUCAAGACGUUCGCAAAACCUUUCUCAGCCACUUUCUUGAAGGGCUGAAAAGAGAAGGAAUAAACACCUUCAUAGACAAUGGGAUCACGAGGAGCGAGUCUAUUAACUCCGAGCUCGUUAGAGCUAUCAAGGAAGCAAGGAUUGCUAUCGUUAUUCUCUCAAAUAACUACGACUCUUCAAGUUGGUGUCUUAACGAAUUGCAGUUGAUCAUGGAGUGCAGGUUAGCUUUAGGACAGACUGUUAUGACAAUCUUCUACGAAGUGGAUCCGUCAGAUGUAAGAAAACAGACCGGAGAUUUCGGGAAGGCCUUUGAAGAAACUUGUGAUGGGAAGACAGAGGAAGAAAAACAUAGAUGGAGACAAGCUUUGACUCAAGUUGCGGUUAUUGCCGGAGAACAUUCUGUUUCAUGGUAUACUCUUCUAACCUACGUUCAAGUAAUGCUACGCGGUAACUAG